AUGAGCCACCCCCUCGAUCUCGAGUGGAACCGGCGAUCAAACUUGGUCGCAGCCCUCGUCCACGGCUGCAUCGUCCGAUACGACCACCCCGCAUCCAGCGAAAGUGACGGAAAUGCCGACCAGGGUUCGUCGCUAGCGACGCAGACGCCCCCGACCGCUUCCCCCUCAGGCCCUACGUCGACAAUGCAGGACGGUUCGGAUGUGACGCAGACGUCUACCAACAGCUCCAGCAGCGGAGAUCACGCCACGUUUGGCAUCAUCACGUCCAAGUCCGCGCGGCCGACGUCGAUUGGGGUCUGGGAUAAUCGAAUUGGACCCGACGCGAAGGUGAAGGUCAAUGUCAACUGGAACGUCAUGGAAAACAAGAACUGGAUCUUGGACCGCAUCGUGAAAAACAAGGGCAUGCUUAACUACUGCGUGCGCUGGGACAGCACGGAAAAGCUCUCCAAGGCGACAGCGUCUAAAUUCCAGGCUAUGCUGGAGCCUGUCAAGGACGCUACUUUGCUGGAUUGGGAAGACGACUCACUCGGCACGAUCACCGUGGGGGACUCGACAAGGAUGGCGUACGGCAGUGCGACCAAAAGUGCUACCGCUUCUACGAUGUUGGCAUCAACGCGUGGACUGAUACUAGCGGGUGCAAGGGGACUGGCAGGUGGAUUCGGAUUCGACUGGGGCCAGGAGGUAAACCUCGAGAACAUGUUGGCGAUGCUCGACGAGGACCAACUCACAAUUGUCGCCCACGAGAUCGGUCACGGCUUCGGGCUUCCUGACUUCUAUGAGGCUACCGACAAGCCCAACGCCAAAUGGCCCAACUGCAUCAUGAUGGCCGGGAGUUCCCCAACUGUCACGGACAGUGAUGACUGGAUGCUGCGUCGUGUCCUGGAGCAUCUCAAGUCUCGCUACAAGUUCUAG
Molecule: messenger RNA, 912 nt
Organism: Phytophthora sojae
Lineage: Eukaryota; Oomycota; Peronosporomycetes; Peronosporales; Peronosporaceae
Product: neutral zinc metallopeptidase, Zn-binding site
Exons: 5
Coding region: 1-912 (303 amino acids)
Source: RefSeq, a predicted model, not a curated record